Lucilia sericata (common green bottle fly) is the source of this 2741-nucleotide messenger RNA. RefSeq lists its product as uncharacterized. The coding region runs from base 1385 to 2629 and encodes 414 amino acids. The transcript has 4 exons. The record is from RefSeq and is a predicted model, not a curated record. Lineage: Eukaryota; Metazoa; Arthropoda; Insecta; Diptera; Calliphoridae.
CUUGCCUCCAAUGACAUCACCGUGUUCAAAUAAUGACUUGAAAUGCUAUUGUGUAAGUAAAUUUUAGCAUUUUAACCACAUACAUGGUAAUGAAAGUUUCACUGGGUAUAAUUCCAGAGAUACCCAAUUAUAAAAAAAAAAAUUCUAAACCACUGUGUAUUAUAAUAAAAAUGUUUGCUGGGUAAACCAAAAUUAUUUUAAUUGGUUAUUUUUUAAAAUAUUUAGUGUCUGGAUAAAUUAAUACGAUUCAUAAGUGCUGUGAUAUGAAUUUUUGCCUAAAUACGAUAACGUUUAACCCUCCUAUCCACGCGCACAUUCUAAGAGAAAUUAUAUAAGAUUCGUCAUUUGUUCAAAAUAGAAAGUAGCUUAUCUUCAUAAUUGAUUUAAUUGGAAAAUUGUAAUGUUCAGACAGAGAUAUUUUUUGUGUUAAAAAUAUUAACCUACGUUACAAAGAAGAUUCAGUCCCAUUGUGUUCUUUAAAAAAUCGAAAGAUUUCGGUUGGCGUUUAUCGUACAUACAUACAUAUGUAACAGACACAGUUGUACAUUUUAAUCUAAAGCCCUCAUACUAUCUAUUUACUUAUGCUUUUAAAUUAAAACAACUAAGAGUGUAUUGUUGAGCAUUGCCGACCAUAUUAUACGCUACAACAGUGAGUAUGCUAAAAAUGUGUACUAUUUUUAAUAUGAGUAUUUCACCUUAGUUCAGAAAUAUUUAAAAAAUUUGUGACCAAAAACGAGAGAUUAUUUGGGGGCAAGGGUAAAUAGUGGCAUAUCAUUAUACAUUUUGAUUGAGUGAUUUACUUUUACAUGAAAGUUAUUUAUGCAGAAUUUCAUCGUGAUACUAUUGUUUAUAAGUGAUUUAUUGACCUUCUAGUCAUUUUCUGAAGUGGACUUUGUAUGGGGUCUAGGGUUAAAUGAGGACCGAUCAUAACGAAGAUUGGCAGUAUCAUUUACACGUACUUAUAUAAAACAUAAUUAUUAGCUCAAAAGUCCUAUUCUGGGGGUACGUUUGUAGAAGGGCUAGGUGAACAAAUGGAGGGUCAGACCAGAUUCUGAGUCGAUUGGUAUACUUUAAAAUGGGUGUAGGACUAACAAACAUCAGCAUAAACUAUCUUCCCACUAUAGUGGUGUAGGGUAUAAAAAGCUUUUUUUCAAUACGUUUGUAAACGUUUUCGACAACGGAACAAAUCACACAAUUCGCAGUUUUAAAAGCAAAACAAAACGAAUAUUCUAAAUAGAGAGUAAUUUUACUCAGUUGUAUACCUGAGUCAAGUGUGUGAACAUUAAGUUUUAUUUUGCUUCAAAUUAUUCGAACAAUUCAUAAAUUUUUUAUAUAUAUUUAAAAUCUAGAUUUAUUCUUUUGUAAUUGUUUUGUUACUACAAUUAUGGUCAAUAAUCCGAAAUCGCCAGCAAAUGUUGUUGGCAUACCAUCAUGGAUUGAGGCUUCAUUAUUUGAAACAGUUUUCAAAGAAAUAGAACCUCAAUUUAAUCAAACAAAGGAUUUUAAGGUUAAACGUGCAUUGAGUGCUGGUGAAAAUUUUGCCACUAUUAUGCUGCGAUUGGAAGCUGAUAUUGAACUAAAGGAUGGCUCUUCAAAGACCAUUACUCUAAUGUUAAAGACGGCUCAUAACAAUGAAAUGUUUCUUGAAAUGAUGAAAAGUCAUAAUAUCUUUGAUGCUGAAGCUACAAUGUACCGUGAGAUAGUACCAGAACUAGAACAAAUGUAUAAAGAUAUUGGAGUGGAGGUGAGAUUUGGUGCCAAAUCCUACGAACUCUCCAUCGAUCAACCUUACAUACUCUUAGAGGAUUUGAAACCCAAAGGUUUUAUAAAUAUCAAUCGUCUGGAAGGUUUAGACAUGGAACAUACACAUUCUGUACUUAAAAAGCUGGCACAAUGGCAUGCAGCUUCAGCGGUACGAGUCGCUCGCAAGGGCGCUUAUAAUAAAAUUAUCAGUGAAGCUUUCUUUAAGGAAGAAACUCGUGAAAUGAUGAAAACCAUAUUUGGAAGUAUGCAUAGAGUACAUUUGGAUUGUAUUAAGUCCUUUGACGGACACGAAUUAUACUACGAACGUAUGUGUGAACAAAUAAAUUGCAGAACAGAUGAAAUGUAUGAUGGCGCCAAAGUGGAUUUAAGUGAAUUUAAUGUUUUAAAUCAUGGUGAUUGUUGGUCCAACAAUGUCAUGUUUAGGCACGAUGCCUUUGGUAAUAUAAAAGAAACCUAUUUAGUUGACUUACAAGUACCACGUUAUGGAUCUCCAGCUCAGGAUUUGUACUAUUUCCUAUUAUCGUCUACAAAAUAUGAAUUGAAAAUUAAACAUUUUGAUUAUUUUAUCAAGUACUAUCACAGUGAGCUGUUAAAACAUCUUAAAUUAUUGAAUUAUUCCAAAAAGAUGCCCAGUUUAAAAGAUAUACAUAUUAGUUUACAUAAACAUAAUUCAUGGGCUUUAUCUACAGUAAUUGGUGUUAUGGCUGCAGUGCUUUUGGAACCCAAUGAUAAUGCAAAUAUUGACAACUUUAUUGGUGAGGAUGAUGCUGGCAUACAAUUAAAAAUCCAAAUGUAUUCAAAUGCUCGUUAUCGUAAACAUAGUGAAUUGAUUUUACCUUGGCUGUACAAUCGUGGAGCUAUAUAGAAAUACUUACUAAAUAUUAAUGACUGUACUUACUUCUUUAUAUACAUAUGUAUGUAUAUUAUAGUGUGUUAUUGUAUAUAAAUAUGUAGAUAAAUUCUAUUUGCUAAGUAAA